Candidula unifasciata is the source of this 1221-nucleotide messenger RNA. The record is from the annotation of a GenBank genome assembly. NCBI's taxonomy places the organism in Eukaryota, Metazoa, Mollusca, Gastropoda, Stylommatophora, Geomitridae.
AUGGGUCGUUUCUUAAUUUAUUUCUCCUACUUUGGCACACGAUACAGCGGUGUCCAGGAGCAAAGAGGGCUAGCUGUGAAAACUGUGGGUGGAGCGUUAAUGACUGCACUAAAACACCUGCAGCCAUCAAAUGAAAUCAAGCUGACACUGUCCAGUCGCACAGACAAAGGAGUCCAUGCUUUAGCAAAUGCUUGCCAUGUUGAUUUAGUCUAUCCAUUUGACGGCAAGGAGUAUAAUCCCUCAGUGAUCACUAGCCUAUUGAACUACUAUCUUAUGAACCAGCAGGAGGAGAUCAGAAUUUUACAAACAAAACAAGUACCAGAAACCUUCAACUGCAGACACAGUGCCACUGGCAGGAAGUAUGUCUACAGGCUGGGCCAUAUUCUGGGUUCAGGGUUCAAGUCUGCUUUAGGGAGUCAAACUGAUGGCAGUGAGGCAUUGUUGGAGGAGUUGCAGAACUUUACUCAUAGCAAAUUCCCAAAGAGAAAACGUCCUUUGGGAGAGGCACUGGAUGCUUUCAAUGCUAGCAAGGCUGUCAUCUACAGGACUGAGUUGGACAUCAGGAAGCUGGUGGCAGCUGCAGAGAUGCUCUCAGGAAUCCACAACUACCUGUGUUUCACCUGUCACCGCAAGGAGGAUGACGACAACUUGCCACAUCCUGUGAAGAUGUUGACCAUCGGGGUCAAGCGGGGUCAGCCAUUGGGGCAUCGUUUUCAGAAGUAUUCUUCAUGUUUGGAUAAUAACAUUGAGUUUUGGGACAUCCAUGUUCAGUCCAAGUCUUUUAUGUACAAACAGGUGCGCAGACUUGUAGGGGCAAUGGUGUUGGUGGCCAAGAAUGCCAUCAGUCUGAGUGAUCUGCAAGACAUCUUGGAGAAUCCCAGGAAAGAGUUUCCCUUCGCUGGUCAGAUGUCAGCCAGAGAGGACGGCCUCUUCCUUCUGGACGUGGAUUACUCAUCCAAUGAUCUGGAGAUUUCUGGUUCGGUUCAAACAGAUAGUGUGUCAGAGCAGCCAGAACUGUCACAUGAUGAUGAUGAUGUUUCUGUUUCCUGUGGAGGGAGUCACCAUGGAGAUGGGGUAACUACAACCAGGCCUGGUGGUGGAGCCGCUGAUAGUGAGCAGAUUGCUGGGAAUCAUGUCAUGAACUGUCUCUCGGCCACACAGACAGACUCGACCAUGGCCAGCUCAUCACCAAACUCACAGGAGGUCUCACUUUCUGGCUGA